UCGUGUCUUGAUGAGCCUCCUCCUCUUUUAUUACAAUACUUAGUACCUUAGUCAGAUAACUGUGGUAAUGGUAAAAGUAAUAUAUAGUGAAGGUGAAUUACGACUUAGAACUAGCAAAUUUGUUUUUCAAUUAUUAAUUUUGUUUAGUGAUUUAGAAACACUAAUAAACAUACUAGGCUUUUUAUACAAUACAUGGUUGCUAUGCCAACAUCUCAUGUAAACAUAUUACAACGCUUAAGCGACUAAAUACUCAAGUUACAAAUGUCCAUAUUUAAAUCGAAACCAUUUUGGUCUAACGAGAAAUUACAAAGUGAAACAUACGAUGAAGGUAUUCAAAAUAGCUGUUGCGUCAAAGUGGAUAAAUUUAACUCGUACAAUGAUAGCGACUGCAUAAUUGCUUGUGAAGGUCGACAAUUGAAGAUCUAUAAACCCAGCAAAGAGUCCGAAUCUGAUAUUGUUUUAGAAUCUGACCAAAAAGAUGUUAUCCUACAGAUUGAGACUGGAAAAUUUAUUAUGGAUUCCAGUGAUAGACAAAUUUUCAUAUUGCAUCCUCAAAGUUACGCAACAUAUUUUCUUGAGAAAAAGGAUGGACAUAUUGAUGCAGGUGUUCAAAACUACCUAAGACCCGUAUUAAAGCACUCAUUCACACGAAAAGCGUCUAGUGUGGUUGUUGGGCCCUUUGGCGUAACAAAAAGCAGAGACCUCAUUUGUAUUCAGGCGUUAGAUGGCGCUUUGAGUUUUUUUGACCAAGACACGUUUCUUUUUAUGUGUUUGUUCGAUGAUAUUAUAAUACCCACACCUAUCGGCUAUGUGCCUAGUAGCGAUCUAUUUGUUAUUUGCAAAUCUACGUGGAUUAUGGAAAUAUACAGUUACCAGCAAUUACGCGAGUUGAGUGAACUAAGUGGCCGACAGAAUAAGAAGAACAUUCCCCAAUGGACAUAUAGUCCCGGCGAAGAAAUAUCGGCUCUGCAAGUUAUACGGACGAGCAGUAACUUUUCCAGCAUAAUCGCUUUGGGAGAGCGAUAUCUCUAUUGUUUCCAGGAUAAUGGAUUGAUGAAAUUUAUGAUUCGAUUUGAUUUUAUGCCUGUCUGCUUUUACGGCUACCUUAUUGGUUGGUAUUACGAACCUAAUUCAAGAUUAAUUAUAAUGGUAGUAUCUGACGAUGCAAAGCUCUUUAUCUAUGAAGACACAGCGUUGUUAUGGUCGUGUGAUUUACUAAAUGAUACAAUAGCAAUAUCUCGAUGUUUUCUCAAAAACUUAGCUGGAGGAAUUGUAACACUGUCCACGAAUGGAAUUGUAAGUGUCAGCUAUUUGGGAACUGAGCCUGAUCUUAAUUCGUCUAUAGUACCAAUGACAGCUGAAGCUGUACCUGAAGAUAUCCUUGCAGAGAUAGAGGCUGUAGAGGAAGCACUCGAGAAAAUUAUGGGAAAUGAAGAAGCACUUCCAACGCCCGAGCUUAUCAAAAUAAAGAUUGAAAUGGGAAAGCCAAUUGAGAGCUUCAUCAAUGACGAUUUAACACCCAACUGUUCAUUAAUAAUCAUCCUCACUUGUGAACCUAAACAAAUCCAGAAUAUACAAAUAACCUACUUCUGCAAGCAGCCAUUCUCAUUUAGCGAUUCGUGUGUUUGCCUAGACGAUAUUAAUGGAACAGAGAUUGUCGAAACGCGAAUUUUUCUCAACGAUUUUUGCGUUUCAAAUAAUAAAAUUAAAGUUAUUUUUACAAUAACGGAUUGUUCUGGAAAGAUCCAUGUGUUGGUUAAAGAUCUUUUGAUACCGUUGUCAUUGUAUACUCGUGUAGUUGAUGUUGUUGAAAAUAAUGCAUUUAUUUUGUAUUUACAAACUAAUCUUGGCUGUAUCAGUUUAGAUAAUAUAUUUGAAGAUUUUAUUUCAGACACAAUUAAUCCGAAUAACAUUACGUUUUCAUUCAAAGAUAAAACUGUGACAAUAAAAACAAUCGCCGAUAAAUACACACUCGAAGGAAACGAUUGUACGGAGAUGUAUCCGAUAUUGAAUUAUUUCCUCGAUAAAUUACAAGAACAUUACACGAAAUUGGGAAUAAACAAUUUAAAAGUAACGCUUAAAAUUGAUACGGAGCUGUACAAACAUAUAAUUCACCGAUUUUUAAAAUCAAUAGAAAUGCACGCCAAGGAACGAAUUGUUUUGAAGAAAUUUGAGGCUGAACUAAACGUUUUACAAUCACAGUUCACUCUCAUUCAAAAGAAGCUGUUGGUCCAGUAUGGGUCUUUGCCACCGGGUGACUGUGAUGCCCUGGAAUUUCUAAUGCGAGACACACAUUCAAUGAUUGUUAGGACUGCUGAAAAUGUCUUAGCAAGUAAAGAUAAAGUAAUAAGUAUAUCGUGCGAGGUGAGUGCAAUUGGACAUCUUGUGCUUUGUGUACUCAAACAUUCUGGUAUUGAAGAAGGAAAAGUUCAAAUACUCGAAGAAACACUUUCAUUGGACACAUUCUGUGAUGAUACUCAGGAUUGGGAGGAGUCAGUUACUCAAGCGUCCUCCUACAUUCUCAACACAAUACUCAAGAAGAGCAAAGAUAAGGAAAAAAUAUCUCCCGUAACUGACCAAGAUAUUCUAUCAGAAGUCAAUAUUAAAAGAUUCCUCAAGCAAACUAAAUUUAUACUCGAAAAUUUGACCGAACAAUCAGAAAAUAUAACACGUAUAGAAGAAUUCGUUGAAGUAAUUUGAAAAUAGAAUUUGGUCAAAAAGUUUUUUUUUAACAUAGCAUAGAUAAUAUUUACAUUCAAAAAUAAUAGGCAAAUUGGUAACACAAAUUCAAAAUUGCAAAAAUUUAAAGCACUAUACUGUUUGAAAUGUAAAAAAAUAUUAUUUAUAAAUACUUUUUUAUACGUCAGUCACGUACAAAACGGUCACAGAUUAGUUAAACCGACGAUGAAGUAGCAUGCCAGUAAAUAUGUACAUAUUUGAUUUUCUAAACAAUAAUAGGUGUGUCGAAAAAUUUUUAUACAAAUUUAGUUUUCGAAUAUCUACAUUCACUACUGUUUUAUUAUUUGUUCAUACAUCACAAAGGAUAUUUAAAUAAAAAAUACCUAUAAAUUAUAACGGUUUUUAUUUAAGGUACCAAGGUACAUAUUUAAGGUACAUAUGCUGUAUGCUGUCUCAUUCUAACAAUGUUACUAUAUGUCAGAGUGAAACAACAUAAUUAGCAAAAUCACACUGAAAUUAUGAUAUUUAAUAGAAAUUUACAAAUGUUUCAUUUACACGACACAACAAUAUGUAUUAAAAAGGUUAUUUAAGAAUUCAUAAAUUUUAACUAAAAAAUAAAAUUAUACAGGCUGCCAUAAAUUACCGUCAAGCUGAAGUUGGAUGUUAGGAUAGGUAUGUUUACCCCAGAAAAUGAAUAAAAUAUUCUGUCAAGUAUUUUUUAAAUUAUGUAUUAAACGUAACAUUAAAGAGGUAAAUUUAUUUGUACACCCUGUUUCUUGCUUUUAUAUGAACAAUCCAACCCUGUCCAAAUAAAAUAUAUUAUGCAAUAUUGGCAAUUUGUAAACAAUUAUUUUGGUUAACUAUAAACGAGUUACUACGGCCUAACGUGUAAAAUUUGGAACACGCUGUAUGAUGUUAACAUUUUUGACAUUUAAAUUGAAAUUAUCAUUUUUUAUGAAAGAGAUCGUUUUCCAAAUAGUUUCUAUGCCAUAUUCAAUUUGGAUAUAUAGAUUUCCCAACAAU
Molecule: messenger RNA, 3702 nt
Organism: Pieris rapae (cabbage white)
Lineage: Eukaryota; Metazoa; Arthropoda; Insecta; Lepidoptera; Pieridae
Gene: BBS9
Product: protein PTHB1
Exons: 11
Coding region: 262-2700 (812 amino acids)
Biological process (GO): cilium assembly
Cellular component (GO): BBSome; membrane
Source: RefSeq, a predicted model, not a curated record